Molecule: messenger RNA, 2094 nt
Organism: Penicillium cosmopolitanum
Lineage: Eukaryota; Fungi; Ascomycota; Eurotiomycetes; Eurotiales; Aspergillaceae
Product: transcription factor
Exons: 5
Coding region: 1-2094 (697 amino acids)
Biological process (GO): DNA-templated transcription; regulation of DNA-templated transcription
Cellular component (GO): nucleus
Molecular function (GO): zinc ion binding; DNA binding; DNA-binding transcription factor activity, RNA polymerase II-specific
Source: RefSeq, a predicted model, not a curated record
AUGGACCCAGGCGAACCUGGCCAAGACCUUGGCAUCACAUUCCAGCCGUCACAGCCACCGGUGCCAUUGCAACCUCGACCAAAUCCAAGUCGCCAAAGAGAUAAGCCACAGCUCUCCUGCAAUCCCUGUCGGCGCCGCAAAUCACGAUGUGACCGUCAGCAGCCAUGUUCCUGCUGCUCUUCGCGUGGCCAAAUAUGCACCUAUGUGGACGGCCAGGGCCUGCCGGUUUCUUCAAACCUUUCGGAACCACGUGCAGUUCAUGACCGUUUGGUACAACUGGAGCGAUUAGUAGUCUCACUGAUGGCCGACUCUGGAAGCAAAGCUCCUGCUAACUCGGUUCCUGAAGUAGCUACCCAGUCCCAGACAAAAAGCGGGGAUGGGAGUACCGAGUGUGGCAGUAUGCGUAUCAGUGAGUCGGAGGUUAGCUACGUGGGACGUGAUCACUGGGCGAUUCUCCGUGAUGGGAUUGCAGAUCUCAAGAUUCACCUUGACCGUGAGGAGCAGCUUCGACUCGCGAAUACACCACCAAAUCAUGCCACUGAUGAGCAUGGGAGCACCUUUGCACAGCCUAAAUCUGGAUAUGCGAUGCUUCUGUAUGGAGGUCGUCGAUUACUUUCUCGAGAAGAGAUUCUUUCAAAGUUACCCCCAAAAGCGGUGGUCGAUCGCUAUGUAUCUCGAUAUUUUAACUACCUGGACCUUGUUUCGUCAUCCGCUGUCCAUGGUCCAAGCUUUCUACGCGAGUAUGAGAUAUUUUGGAACGAUCCGUCAACAGUACCGAUCAUGUGGAUUGGGCUCCUGUUCAGCAUUAUCUGCCUUGGGUGCCUAGUAUCCGGCAAAACGUCCGAGCAGAAUACGGAAGAUUUCUCACUUCAGGUCGACCUUUACCGGGAAAGAAUUGUCCAGUGUCUGAUUCUGGGGGAAUAUACAAGAUCCGGUCCAUGCGUUUUGGAAACAGUAAUUAACUACACAUACGCCGAGUUCUACAUUCGAACCGAUGCCGACAAGGAUAUCUGGUUUCUGUUGGCCUUGGAGGUUAACUUAGCCAUGCGAAUGGGCUAUCACCGUGACCCUAAUCACUUCCCCGGUAUUUCACCAUAUCAAGGGGAGAUGCGUCGUCGAUUAUGGGUCAUAAUAUUGAUGUCCGACAUAACUAUCUCGAGCCAAAUGGGCAUGCCACGGAUGAUUUCGGACUCCAAAUGGGAUACUAUGGAGCCACGAAAUCUGAACGACACGGAUUUCGAUGAGCGAACGACCGAUUUGCCUCCAUCCCGCCCACUCACCGAGUACACCAGUUCACUUGGAAUAAUUGCGAUGAGGCGUGUUAUGACCGCACUGGGGGCUGUGGUCGAGCUGGCAGACGGAGUAAAACCUUGCAGCUAUCCAGAUGUGAUGCGCAUCGACGCCGCCCUCCAACAGGCAGCAGCAAGUAUCCCCCCGCCGCUGAGGCCAAAGCCCAUGGCGGCGAGCCUGACCGACCCUCCGCAGAUAAUCAUGUCUCGGUUGUUCCUAUCCCAUCAGAUCUAUCAGGGACAGAUUGCGCUGCAUCGCCGCUUUAUCUGCUCAAAGUAUCGUGAUGCGGAAGGCAACCCAGCUUCACACUCGCACAAAGUUUGUUUUGAAGCUUGUCUCGGUACCUUGGAUAUUCAACACUUGGUUGAUGAAGAGACCGGGCCAGGGGGGCAACUUUCUACAAUGGGAUUGCGAGCAGACGCACUAAUGCAUCAUCAAUUUCUCACCGCAACGAUGAUUCUCUGCACAAUGCUCCAUGUCGCACAUCCAGUGCAACGGGGCUCAGAUAUCCGCGGGGCACUCCAAAGAUGCCGAAACGUUUGGAUGAAAAGGAGCGAUACCUCGACAGAUGCACGAAAGGCGGCCGAUACCGUCACCUUCGUCCUGGACAGGUCAACUGAUAGUCAAAAUUAUGGGACUCCAUCGAGUCAAGCUGUUAAAAAGCAUGGUGGUAGUGAUCCCCAGACCAACGAUGGUCACUUGGAUGAUGAAGACAACAUCAGAUCGGUGCUGUCUGAAGAAGUGAUGUGGCCAGUCGAUAUUGGUUCUUUUAAUCGUGGGUCUCGGUCUCCCCAUCCCUGCUAA